AUGACGGCCGACACUGCCAGAUCCUCACAGAAUGCAUUUGCGCAGCCUUUCGCUUUGAGCGCUAGGUAUGCUGCCGACCGCGGUGACGCACCCAAAGGCGAGGAUGACUUCGUGCCGGAUCUCAACGUGCGUCUGAUCUGCCGAGACUGCAAGGUCGACCCACCCAAUCUGGCGGAGGAGUUCGAAUCGGGUGAUCUGGUCUGCGCCGACUGCGGACUGGUGGUGGGUGAAAACAUCAUCGAUACCCGCUCGGAAUGGCGUACGUUUGCGAACGAGGACGGCGACGAUCCAUCGCGUGUGGGCGCAGCUAGCAACCCGCUGCUGGACGGUAUCAACGAGCAGCUCGAGUCGCGCAUCGGAUACAGGGAUGGUGGCACUGGUGCAUCGAGGGAUCUGCAGCGGACCAUGAACCGCGCCACGGGAACGAGGGAUCGCAACAUGCUCGACGCAUUCGAGGACAUCCAGCGCAAGUGCGACUCGAUUCAUCUGCCAAGAACGGUGUCAGAUGUGGCCAAGCAGGCGUAUCGACGGGUGGAAGAGGAGAAGAUCCUGCGUGGUAAGAAGCCGGAUGCGAUCAUCGCCGCUGCCAUCUACGUGGCUUGCAAGAUGAGCCAUGUGCCUCGAACCUUCCCAGAAAUCUGCUCGCUGACCAGCGUGUCGAAGAAGCACAUUGGGCAAUGCUUCAAGGAGAUGCAGCAGGCGUUCGGUCUCAACGCAACGGGCACGGGCUCCGUGGAUGGAUCGAGGAUCAGUGCCGACAACAGCGGUACCUCUACGCCUGUUGGCAUCGGACCAACAGGGGCAGCGGAUCUUGUGGGUCGAUACUGCAACCACUUGGGCCUCGAGAUGCGCAUCACACGAUCCACCGAGGACAUCACCGCGCGUGUGCGGGAGCUUGGCAUCCUUGCCGGCCGUAGUCCGAUCACGAUCGCCGCAGCAUGCAUCUACUUCUCCACGCUGCUGUGGGGAGUGGACAAGGGGGCUAAGCGCAUCAGCCAAGCGGCUGGUGUGAGCGACGUGACAAUCAAAAACUCGUUCAAGGAGCUUCUCAAGCACAAGGAGAAGAUCGCCACGCCCGAGAUUCUGGCCAAAAGCCCGCAGAUGGAUAUCUCACGGCUGGAUGUGUGA
This is a messenger RNA of Kalmanozyma brasiliensis GHG001, 1128 nucleotides long. RefSeq names its product Zinc finger, TFIIB-type. The record is from RefSeq and is a predicted model, not a curated record. The transcript has a single exon. NCBI's taxonomy places the organism in Eukaryota, Fungi, Basidiomycota, Ustilaginomycetes, Ustilaginales. Gene Ontology annotation, biological process: transcription preinitiation complex assembly; transcription initiation at RNA polymerase II promoter. Gene Ontology annotation, molecular function: TBP-class protein binding; RNA polymerase II general transcription initiation factor activity. Gene Ontology annotation, cellular component: transcription preinitiation complex; nucleus. The coding region runs from base 1 to 1128 and encodes 375 amino acids.